This is a messenger RNA of Knipowitschia caucasica, 609 nucleotides long. The record is from the annotation of a GenBank genome assembly. NCBI's taxonomy places the organism in Eukaryota, Metazoa, Chordata, Actinopteri, Gobiiformes, Gobiidae.
AUGGAAGCCGCCGUACAGGUCCAAACACCGCUCGACGACGGAAAUCAAGGCCUUACCGCCCCCAACGGAAUAGCCAGAGACCUGGAAUCGAGCGCACGCACACGGCGCAGCAACUACCGGCCGAUCCCGCCGCUAGACGCCGCCGAGCGACGCCGCCUGAGACGCCAGCCGAGACCGCCGCCGAACGCCGCCGCGACGCCGCAAAACAGUGACCGCCGCCGGACGCCAGGCCGAGAACCCAGCCUAGAGCAUGACGAUGGUGGAGACAGAUGCGGUGGCGGGCGCAGCUUCGGGGUUCUGAAUGAGGAAGACGGACUUCCGCGCCUCGUGUGCUCGAGUCCAAUCGAUCCAGCUUCGGGAGGAGCGGAUGGAGCGGGGGGGCCUAUCACUAAUGUUCCUCCUUCUCCUUCUAUAUCACACUCCCCGUUAUCCCUCGGCGACCCGACACGGCUGGACUGUGGCUAUGCGACACUCCGCUGGGACUUAGGCACUAAUCACCACUUUUUCCUUCCCUCGGAGGUGAUGGAGCCGGGGGGCGCGGGGGGUCUCCUGGAGCGCGCUGCUGUGAAGUCUAUUUCUGUUUUUGCCGAGUUUGAAAGUGAACCUUAA